Messenger RNA from Cheilinus undulatus (humphead wrasse), 1649 nucleotides. RefSeq names its product proline rich Gla (G-carboxyglutamic acid) 1 (gene prrg1). The coding region runs from base 91 to 726 and encodes 211 amino acids. Lineage: Eukaryota; Metazoa; Chordata; Actinopteri; Labriformes; Labridae. Gene Ontology annotation, molecular function: calcium ion binding. The transcript is spliced from 4 exons. The record is from RefSeq and is a predicted model, not a curated record. Gene Ontology annotation, cellular component: extracellular region.
CAAUCUAGGGCAGUGGAAAGGCGAGGGAUCGUCUAUGCGCAUUUUGGGGACAAAAAAAGACAAAUCACCCCAAACAGACCGGCAGGAAUCAUGGGGAGUGUGUUCCUGCCUGCGGAGGCAGCCCACUCCGUGCUGCGACGGCUGCGCAGGGCAAACUUCUUGCUGGAGGAGAUGAAGCAGGGUAACAUCCAGCGGGAAUGCCGUGAGGAGAUCUGCACCUAUGAGGAGGCCCGGGAGGCCUUUGAAAAUGAUGAGAAGACGAGACGUUUCUGGGAGGAGUAUGUGCGAGAGAGCAGUCCGUCUGGAGGGCUGGAGACAGUGGUGGGUGGCGUCCAAUUCCUCUACUUGAUCGUGCCAUUGCUGCUAGUUGUGUUCAUCAUCGCCGCUGUUGCCAUCACUGUGUGGCGCUGCCACUCCCGUAAGCGCUCUCAGCGCAGCCCCAGCCUGGGACAUUCGCACCAUGACCACGUCCUGUCAGUGGUUUCAAUGGACCAUUGGGGGAGGGAUUACCACCAUGGUGACCAAUCAGAACUCAGCAUCCACAGCAGCCCAGCUUAUCCAGGCUCAGAGCUCACAUUAGGAAGAGGAAGUGCUGGAGACCCUCCACCAUCCUACGAGGAGGCAGUGGGCCACGGGGAUGUCCAAAUAGAGACAGAGCCUCCUCCACAGUACGAGGACAUUGUCAACACCAGCUCUUCUAGUGGCAGCGGAUCCCAUGGGAAGUAAACCUAUCUCACUACCCUCCAAUAAAACCCUAACCUACACUAAGAACAUGUUCUUACUAAGCAGUGCUGCUGUUGUGGUAUUACCAGCCUCCUCAUUCAACACAAACAGAAACUAAUUGUGUGGUCAGUGGACAAAUGCAAUCUUUGCCGGAACCAGCGCUGUUGAAAUUUGCACUAACCUUUUAUCAGUGAGGUAAAGUGACAGCAGGAAGGAGGAAAGAGUAAUGACAUACCAAAACUAAUCAACACCUCUGCUGACUUUACUCAAGUUGCAUCUAUUGCUGUCACCUUGUAGCAAAUCCUUUCACUCAGCGGGCAUAACAAAUGAUGCAUGUGGCAUAAAGAUGUUAACAUAAUGAGGGACAACAAAUCUAAAAGUGUAUAUGGGGUUGAACUGAUGCUUUAUUGAAGGUAAGUGCCAAUUCUUCAGACAUAAGUGACCAAUAGCAAACAUUUAACCUAUUUAUAACACCACUCAAUUGAACUCUGUUCUUACUUUUGUGUUCUGUGUGGAACAGUGUUAAUUUUGUUGACUAAUUAUUUUCAUUAUAGUUUUCGUUAAUAGCCUUUUUCCCCUGAUGAAAACGAGACAGUAUCUAAUAAAAACAAGUGCACAUGGACAAAAACUUAAAUGAAAUUAAUUGACAUUUUAGUCAACAAAUAAAAACGAGAUGAAAAUGUUUGAAAGAGACUUUAUCCAAUCAGACCUAAUUUCGUCAUGUAGAAAGUGGGGGCAAGUUAGGCAAUAUCCCAUCACAGCUACUUUGGCUGUGUGGUAAGGUGGGAUGAGACACAGGGGAGAUCCAAUCACAACUGCUUUUGCUGCGUGGUGGUGGGGUAAGUUGGGGAGAGAUCCAGUCAGUUGACUAAAUUUACUGUAAAUUUCGUUGACUAAAAUGUUGGGAAGUUUCAUCAACUAAAACU